This is a messenger RNA of Mollisia scopiformis, 975 nucleotides long. RefSeq lists its product as uncharacterized. NCBI's taxonomy places the organism in Eukaryota, Fungi, Ascomycota, Leotiomycetes, Helotiales, Mollisiaceae. The coding region runs from base 1 to 975 and encodes 324 amino acids. The record is from RefSeq and is a predicted model, not a curated record. The transcript has 2 exons.
AUGGAUCCUUUGCCAUUAUUGAGCCAGCUCGAGCAGCCUGCUUCAACUUCAAGCUAUGAAGGAACAGAUCUGUCCCACAAUCCUGCAAGAACUGACCAUUGGAUUCAGGAGGAGAAAGACAUCAAUGAGAUCGCAUCUCAAGAGUCCACGCUUCUUGAUUCGAAUACCACGGCAUCCACGAGUAGCAUCUCAAGUCAAGAGCCAGCCCUCGAGAUUGCCAACCUCCGAGCUCAAGUUGCCCAAAAGGAGUUGAACCUUAAAAAGGCCUCUCUUCGUAUCAUUGACCUUCAGGCUGAAGUAGAAGUCCUCGAGCGAGUAUCUGAGUCCCAAGAAUCCGAAAACGGAGAGUUGCGCAAUCAACUUUCAAAAGAACAAUCAGAGCAUUCAAAGUCUAAGGACCUCUUGGCGAAGUUUGGCAAAGUAGGCGAUGCUCUUGCGAAGGUUCGGAUUGGCUGGAUCUCAAAUUGUGUGCAGUACGACACUGGCAAAUGUAUUGCAAAGCUUUACGGCGUCCCCGACAUCAAGCAUAAUCGGGCAGCAAUCAAGGCACGCAACAUGAUUACCCAUGAUGGUCAAUGGGAGUUGGACAACUUGCUCGGCGAGCUAAAACUCCUCCCGCCACAUAUCGUCGAAUGGUUUCCCGUGGUUUACGGCAGCACUUUGGGACAAAAGUUCAGCCCUCUUGGCAUCAAGGUUCGCAACAUGAAUGGUUCUAUGAUCAGUUAUCAUGCGGGAAGUUUCUUGAGCUCUGAUAAGGACGACGAUUCUCAUUUCAGCGAAGCCUGGAAAGCUUUUUGGAGACUCUACGAAGCUGCUAAAAAGAUUUAUGGAAACGACCAUAAAGCUAUUGAAAGAUAUCUGCGCGAAAAGACGAACGCUCUUGCACUUCUGGACGCAAUGAGUAGCGUCAAGCACAGAAGACUUCAGACACUUAUUCUGUCUCGUCGCGGAAAGCGACCAGUUACGAGAACAUAA